Messenger RNA from Ananas comosus (pineapple), 2004 nucleotides. Its product is annotated as peptidyl-prolyl cis-trans isomerase CYP57. Bases 16 to 1740 code for a protein of 574 amino acids. NCBI's taxonomy places the organism in Eukaryota, Viridiplantae, Streptophyta, Magnoliopsida, Poales, Bromeliaceae. The record is from RefSeq and is a predicted model, not a curated record. Gene Ontology annotation, cellular component: catalytic step 2 spliceosome. Gene Ontology annotation, biological process: protein peptidyl-prolyl isomerization; protein folding. The transcript is spliced from 9 exons. Gene Ontology annotation, molecular function: peptidyl-prolyl cis-trans isomerase activity.
GAGCUGCAAUAACACAUGACAAUAACCUUUUACGGGUCCAAAGAAGAAUUGAAAUCGCUCGAACCGACUCGAGUCGACUUGACUCGAACCACUGGUUAUUGGUUCGACCACAUACAUCGUACGUUCUUAUAUUCUUCAAUUCGAGUAGGGGCUGGGGCUCGGAGAGAGAGAGAGAGAGAGAGAGAGAGAGAGGAUGUCGACGGUGUAUGUGCUGGAGCCGCCGACGCGGGGGAAGGUGGUGGUGAGGACGACGAUGGGGCCGCUGGACAUCGAGCUGUGGCCGAAGGAGGCGCCCAAGGCGGCGCGCAACUUCGUGCAGCUCUGCCUCGACGGCUACUACGACCGCACCAUCUUCCACCGCGUCAUCAAGUCCUUCCUUGUCCAGGGCGGCGACCCCACCGGCACCGGCACCGAUUUAACCAUAGGGGUUUAGUUGCAUGUGCAAAUGCUGGUACACCUCAUUCAAAUGGAAGCCAAUUCUUUAUAUCACUCGACCGUUGUGAUUGGCUUGACCGGAAGAAUACAAUUUUUGGAAAGGUCACAGGAGAUUCCUUAUAUAACCUUUUGAGGCUGGGAGAGGUUGAGACUGAUAAGGAUGACCGACCAUUGUAUCCCCCUCCAAAAAUCCUCUCUGUCGAGGUAUUGUGGAAUCCUUUUGAUGAUAUCAUACCGAGACAAGUCAUUGAGAAGUCUCACUCUUCAGCCAAAGCUGAUGCUGAGGGACAAAAACAGAAGGCAAAAGCAGUUAAGCAGUUAAAUGUGUUAUCUUUUGGAGAAGAAGUAGAAGAGGAGGAAGAUGAGGCAGAAACUAUAAAGGGCAAGAUCAAGAGUAUUCAUGAUGUAUUAGAUGAUCCUCGUUUUCUGAAAGAAGAAGCGGGAAAAGAACCAUUGACUGUGGAGGAAGUGGAAAGGAAAAAGGGUGCUAUUUUAUCGGUGAGAGAGGCUUUAAGCUCAAAAAAAGGCGACUCCAAAGACUCGGAAUUUAAUUAUCAGGAAACUGAUGAUCAUAGUGAUGAGGAUGCUGAUGAUGGUGAUGAGGCUAAAUUUGAUGCACGGAUGCGCUCGCGAAUUCUAAGAAAGCGGAUGGAGAUGGGAGAUAUUACUACUCGUGAAAAGCUAACUGCUGAUAAAUCGAUUCGCAAGGAUUCUGAGAGGUCAGCUACAAGUAGAGAGAUUGAUGGUUCUGAGCAUCAGAUCUCCAACAAGGGUGAGAAGCUCUCUCUGAAGAAAAAAGGUAUUGGAUCGGAAGCCCGGGCUGAAAGAAUGGCCAAAGCAGAUGCUGAUUUGCAGCUACUUAGUCACGCGGAGCAAGAAAGACACAUGCAGAAGCAGAAGAAGCGCCGGCUUCAUGGUCGUGAAGAAGAUACACUAUCGAAGUUGGAGAAAUUUAAAGCUGCUUUCUUCAAAGAGAUCCCUGCUCCUAGUACUAGUAACUCGAGGGGUAAAGAGGAGGAAGAUCAUUCAGGAUGGCACACGAACAGGUUGAAAUUUAUACCUGAGCCUUCUGAAAAGGUAAUCUUAGUUAUUCUCCCUAUCUCUCAUACAAGUGAUCAUUUAUAUCAGAUAAUAAUUUAUGAUAAGCUGAUAAACAUUUUCCAGAAUGGCAUGGCUCGGAAAGAUGAUCCGAAUGACUAUGUGGUGCACGAUCCCCUUCUUGAAAAGGGUAAAGAGAAGUUUAACAAGAUGCAGGCGAAGUUGAAGCGAAGGGAGCGUGAGUGGGCAGGCAAAUCUCUUACUUAAUCAUCGCAGACAAAUCUCUUAAUCAUCAAAUCAAAAGGGACCAGUCUCCUGGUAGUUGUAAUUUUUGUAACCUUAGAUAGUUUUCCAACUAACAUGGCUUUGUUUAAGGGAGUUGUCAUAGUUUAUUGCGUAAUUACUACCUCUGUGGAAGCUCUCCUGUACAACUUUUCGCGUGAUUAUCUGAAGUACUAAUUCUCUGUAUUCUUGAUCCCGGAUUCUACAAGAAUUCGGGAUUGAUGCCAACAUGUCACUAUUAUAGUUCAA